AAACUUUCGAAUAGCGGAGCACCAAUACCAAUCAAAAAGAUGACAGCAUCUACUAUCAAAGUCGCGGUCGUUCAGCUGUACCCGAAGCCUCUUGACUUGGAACACAACUUUAACCAAGCAGCUAACUUCAUUCGGUCUGCCGCUACUCAAGGCGCUGAGCUCGUUGUACUACCAGAGUACCAUCUCACCAACUGGUUGCCCAAAGACCCGUCUUUUGCGGGGCUGUGUGAUCAAUGGGAGACGUAUUUGAAGAAAUAUCAAGAGUUGGCGAAAGAAUGUGGGAUCUGUAUUGUGCCUGGAACGAUCGUCGAGGGGCAUAGGGGAGAGGAGAAAGAGGAAGAUCGGUUGUUGAACGUUGCGUACUUCAUCAGGAAUGACGGGAAGAUUGCGGGUAAGUAUGUCAAGAAGAACCUGUGGGGUCCGGAACGCGACCACCUUACCUCCUCAACCACGCACCCCCACGAAGUCUUCGACACGCCGAUUGGUAAGGUUGGCAUGCUAAUCUGCUGGGACCUUGCAUUUCCAGAAGCCUUCCGUGAGCUCAUUGCUGCUGGUGCAAAGAUCAUCAUCAUCCCUACGUUCUGGACGCUGAAUGAUUGCAACAAAGAGGGUCUGGCGAGGAAUCCAGCGUCUGAAGCACUCUUCUUGGAUAGUAUAUUAACGGCGAGGGCGUUUGAGAACACGUGUGCGAUUGUGUUUGCGAACGCGGGAGGGCCGCCGGGGAAGGGAUAUGCUGGGCUGAGUCAGGUCACAGUACCUUUCGUGGGCCCUCUGGCGAAGUUGGGCAGUGCGGCUGAGGGCAUGAUCGUAGUUGAUCUUGACCUGCAGACGCUGGAGGAUGCAGAAGCCAAUUACCAGAUCAGAAGUGAUAUCAGUAGGAGCGAUUGGCACUAUGACUAUAGGCACUCGAGGUUGGACAACCCGCACUCGGCAGACAACGAAGGGACGUGGGACGAGCCGGUUCGCAGAGACUAGACUUUUGUGUACUCAGAUAGGAACCCUGGGUCUCUAAGAACACUACAAAGUGACCGGUG
This is a messenger RNA of Didymella exigua CBS 183.55, 1034 nucleotides long. Its product is annotated as carbon-nitrogen hydrolase. Gene Ontology annotation, molecular function: hydrolase activity, acting on carbon-nitrogen (but not peptide) bonds, in linear amides. Lineage: Eukaryota; Fungi; Ascomycota; Dothideomycetes; Pleosporales; Didymellaceae. The transcript has 4 exons. Bases 40 to 975 code for a protein of 311 amino acids. The record is from RefSeq and is a predicted model, not a curated record.